AUGAGUCCGUCCCAGAGGCUGAGAGCAGCUGUGAGUGCGCGGCUGGCGGCGGCUGCAGAAGACAUCUUUGAUCUGUUGGAGAGAACCAUAGCGGAAUAUGAAGAAGAACUGUCCCAGUGUGUUUGCAAACACAAGAAGAGGAGAGAGGAGCCAGGCACAGCUGCAGAACCACAUGCAUCACCUGAUGUUCAGAUGCCCGUUGUGAGUCCUGGUCUCAGUCUGAAGCAGGAGAUCCCAGAGCCACAGAUAAAGGAGGAGCCAGAAGAGCCGUGCAUAAACCAGGAGCAGCUGUCGUUGUGUAUCGUUGAAGAGGACUCUUUGGCUCUCAUGUGUUCUGAGCCUGAAGCCGACGCUGAGGAAGACUGGAGAACUACACACACAGAGGCCGAUGAAGCUCACAACAGCACUGUCCAGGGUUCUCAGCUGCCCUCUCAUGCUAACAAAGGGAGGCCCCGGUCCAGGAAGCGGCCCUCAGAAGGUCCCUCAGACGGUCCCUCAGCGUGCUCCGACUCAGACACAGAGGGCCCCCCACAGAUGAGAAGGAGGCUCGAUGUGGAGGAAGAAAAUAUCAGAUUGAGAAAUGAGAAUGAAAAGCUAAAACACAUGUUAAUUUCAGAAAUCCCUGAUAUGAUCGUGGAGCUCAACACGGCGCUGAAGUCCCGGGGAGCAGCCUCGUGGGCCGGCUCUGAGCUGGAGGUGCCUCGGGCUCUGCAUGUGGCCCCGGCCCAGCCUGUCAUAGACCCGGUUGUGAACACCAACAACAACAAGAGGCAGCGGUGCAGAGUGUGCGGACCCAAGAUGGACAGGAAAACACAAUGCACAUGCGUCAAGUGCAAAACGUACAUCUGCAACACGCACACAGUGAAGCUCUGCCCCUCGUGUGUUGUUUGGAAGCGUUACAGAGCAGAGGACAGAGCCAUGGACGACAUCUUCACUCAGUGUCGAGAGGGCAACGCUGUGGCGGUGCGGCUGUGGCUGGACAACACGGAGAACGACCUGAACCAGGGGGAUGACCACGGCUUCAGCCCCUUACACUGGGCGUGCAGAGAGGGCCGCUCCAGCGUGGUGGACAUGCUCAUCAUGAGAGGAGCCCGCAUCAACGUCAUGAACAGAGGAGACGACACUCCGCUGCACCUGGCGGCCAGCCACGGCCACCGCGACAUCGUCACCAAGCUGAUCCAGUGUAAAGCAGACACUAACUCUGCAAACGAACACGGGAACACGCCGCUGCACUACGCCUGCUUCUGGGGCCAGGAGCCGGUCUGCGAGGACCUUGUGACUAACGGAGCGCUGGUGAGCAUCUGCAACAAAUACGGGGAGAUUCCACUGGACAAGGCCAAGCCGCACCUGCGCGAGCUCCUCCGAGACAAGGCCGAGAAGCUGGGCCAGAGCAUGGCCAAGAUCCCCUUUAAAGACACCUUCUGGAAGGGCACGACCAGGACCCGACCGCGAAAUGGCACGCUAAACAAACAAGCAGGUGUGGACUACAAACAGCUCUCACUUCUAGCCAAAAUAAACGAAAACCAGUCUGGAGAGAUCUCAGGCCACAGUGGAAUCGACCUCUUGGCUCUGAUCCUGGACUCGGACUGGUUUCUAUGGUGGUCCCUAUGUGAUCAGUCUCACCUGAGGAACCCUAAAUUGUUAUGGGCAAAAGAAAACCUCACCAAAGACUUAAUCAAAGCCGUAGCACCUCACUUCUAA
This is a messenger RNA of Knipowitschia caucasica, 1701 nucleotides long. NCBI's taxonomy places the organism in Eukaryota, Metazoa, Chordata, Actinopteri, Gobiiformes, Gobiidae. The record is from the annotation of a GenBank genome assembly.